Messenger RNA from Tetrahymena thermophila SB210, 2604 nucleotides. RefSeq lists its product as hypothetical. Lineage: Eukaryota; Ciliophora; Oligohymenophorea; Hymenostomatida; Tetrahymenidae. The transcript is spliced from 2 exons. The record is from RefSeq and is a predicted model, not a curated record.
AUGAGUCUUAAUUCAUAAAAAAAUUCAUUGUCUUAAACCCCGAAAGGGACAACUAUUUAAUAGCGAUAAAUAUUUAAUUCAUCAAAAAUAGAAAAAAAAUAAAGCUUUGGGACUUUGGUCAACGAGAGAAAAGGUUUUUCGAAUGAGAAAGCCUAGACACCUCUUUGGUAGUCUCAAUAAAAAUAUAAUUUCGCUUCUAAAGAGGGUUUUUUAUCUGAAUUUUAUCAAACCCAUUCUGAAUUAAAAUAAGGUAGAGUUUAGGCUCUGCUUUAAAAAAUGGCUACUCCUAGGGUUUCUUAUCAGACUUACAAAGUAUAAUUAGAAAAAGCAAACACACUUGGGCAUUUACAAAAUUCAUUAGAUGAAUUCUAAAUAAUUAAUAGUUAGACUUCAUAUGAAAAGUAUGUUUAAAAAAAAUUAUAAUCCAAAUAGGGAAAGCAAGAAUAUUUUAACAUCUUCGGCAGCUAAAAUCCAGCUGCAAAGCAUAAGCAAUCAUUGCCACUUUAAAAAAAUAAAAAAACCCAUGCCCUAUCUUUGUCCAUGAGAUGUUCAACAAGCUUUUCUCCUAAUAAAAUAUAUCUUUAGUAAUUGUAGUAAAGGAGUAUUAUGGCAUAAAUGGGUUAUAACGAUUUUAAUUAAAUUGAAUAAGUUGAAUAGCAGUUAAGAGUUUCCUCUUUUGGAAAUAAUAAUAAUAAUAACAAUAACACACCAAAAGGAAUGAGUCUUGCUCAAUCUACAGAAUAAUAAGCAUAAAAUAAAAAUAAAUUUAUCAAUAUAGGCUCUUUAUAAAACAGCUCUAAGUUUUCAAAGGGAAGUAGUUAAAUGUCUAAUUUCAACGGCUACAAAAGCACAUCACCUCAUUUAAUAGGCUUGAGUGGAUAAUUUAAUUAAGCAGGUCAGAAUCCAGAUUUGUAAAAUAAAACUACAUAUAAUUCGCUCUAUUAAUCUAGAUAAAGCUUGCAAGUUAAAAGGUCUCCAAGAAAAAAAAUAUCCUUAAUUGAGCUAGCAUAAAAUUAAUCCAGCUUUGAAGAUUUCAACAAACUAGCUUAUGAUGAUUAGAAUGAAAUUAAAUUAAACGACUUUUAAGAAGGUGAUAUAACCUCCAAAUAAUAACAAGAUAAUUUUAAAAGAACAACAGCAAGGCACUCUACUUUAAAUUAUAUCUCAAACGAAAUUGACCAAGAAGCUUCGCCUCGUUUGGUUAACCAUGGACAGAUAUACUAAGAAAGAGAUAUAUAUUAAAUUCCUCAUAGAUUAUCAAGAACAUUGCAAAAUAUUCCUUAUCCUUAGAUUAAGAUCAACACAGAAGAAAACAUUAACAACACUUCCAGGAAAGAUUAAUCUAGCUUUUAGUAGAACGGAGAAGAAUUAAGAAUUAGCCAGGUAGUUUAUGUUGAUAAAAAUAGAAAUAGUCCAUCAAAUUCAGAUAUGUUUGAUAUCUAGACUUUAAGGCAAUCUAAUUCAACUCAAUCAAAUAAUAAUAAUAUCACUAAUAAAAUGUAACUUUAUAGAAAUGAUAGCAAUAAGUACGUGCUUUAAAGCGACUCACUUAAUCCUGAUGAUGUAAAGAGACCAAAAACUUCUCAAGAAAAUCAAGAAUUUGUGAAUCCAUAAAUUGCUAGUAUAUAAAAUUAAUUUUAAUAAUUACAAAAUUCAGGUAGUAGUGAUAGAUGGAAGCUAAAUAAUUUCAUAACAAAAAAUUAACUAAAAGUUUAGAAAUCUAAUUACUUAGAAAAGCUAUCUAUGCCUAAGCUAACAUUAAACUCUUCUAAGAAUAUUAAGACUCCUUAACAUUCGUAGCAGCUUUUAAGUUCUCCAAGAAAAGUGUUAGGAAGUACUGCUUGCAAUGCUGAAGAAUUGCAAUAAAGUGGAAAUUUAUAAAUUAGCUAGUUCAAUGCAUCAAAUGGAUUUUAGUCAAGCAGUUCUCACCAUAGCUAAUAGAAAUAUAUUUUAAACACUCCUAAUUCUUUAGAGAAGUAAUCAUCGCAGAUGUCUAAUUCAUAAUUAGCUCAAGGUGGUUUAGAGAAAUAACAUUCUAAUAGGAAGUUGGCUAAUUUUAGCUUGAAACUGGGAGAACAUCUCAUAAAUUCUUAGUUGAGUGCUAGCAACAAUAGUUAGAUUUCUCCUAAAAAAUCAAUCAUAAAGACAGUUUCUACUAAUAAAAUAGGAGGUCUUUCAAUUUCUAAUCUUCCUAUGGGUAGAGGUUCAAUAAGCUAACAGUAAUUAACUGUACCAGAUAAAAAAAAGUAUAUUCAAAACAGCAAUAGGGAAGAAGGAAACUCUAACAUUAUCGAUGAGAGAAGAGGGUCUAAGAGAUUAUCUGAGAUAUUUAAAGUAACUCCUAAGAACAAUAAUAGCAUGACAUCGAUUUUCUCAGCUUCUAGAACGAGCUUUAACAAAUUACCUGAUGAAGAGAAUAAAGAUGAUUAAAAUAUUAAAAGCUUUUAAGAUUAGGAUUAAGCUGAAUAAAAUAAAAAGACACUUCAUUCUAUGCUGGAAGGUGAUGACACAAAGCCAGGAGUCUUGGUUGAAUUCAUGAGAAAUCACUUAAGAGAUAUGCUUAAGUUAGACAUGGAAUUGAGAAUACUUGUUAGUCUCACCUGA